AUGGAGGACGGUGCUGCAGCAGAUCUACCAAUGCAAGAGAACGACGAGCUUGUUGCGUUAGUGGUAGGCGGUUGUGGACAAUUGGGCUAUGGGAUCACGAAGGCCCUGCUUAACGACCCUGCAUAUACGGAGGUUCAUGUAUUCUCUCGAAACCCAACGAUCAACCUUUUGCCGGGAGCAAAAUAUCACGCUGGCAGUGUUACUGAUCGAGAAGGUGUCGAGAAGUUGAUCUGCGAAGUCAAACCAACCAUAAUCUUUCACUGCGCUUCUCCCUCUUACGACAGUGGUAAUUCAAAGCCCAAACUUUUCCACGAUGUCAAUGUGCAGGGUACGAGAAAUCUCCUCGAUAGCGCUUUGAAAAGUACCUCAACUCGAGCGUUCGUUUACACUUCCAGUUUUACCGUCCAUCAGCAGCCGUUCAACUUCACAGAAGAAACAGGGCCAUUGGUCAACGAAGCAUCAAUCGGAAAUGCGGACUACUAUCCAGCUGCGAAAGCAGCGGCCGACGUACUUGUUUUGGAAGCAAAUAAUCCAGAAAAGCUUAGUACUUGUUGCCUGCGAAUUUCAUCACUAUUCGGAGAGCGGGACACCGGUGUUGUCACACCAAUGAUUCGUGCCCUUGAGACAGGACAACAAAAAUAUCAGAUUGGUGAUAAUAGCGCACUUUACGAGGCGGUAUCUGUGAAUAACGCUACUACGGCGCAUCUAUUAGCCGGAAGAGCGCUUCUAUAUCCAAAAGAUGGAACCGGAGCCAGAGUAGAUGGAGAAGCAUUCCUUAUAUCCAAUGGUAGGCCAGUCCCCUUCUGGGACAUAUGCCGGAAAGUGUGGAAAGCUUCGGAUGAAGAAGCUCGGCUCGACUCAGUGACCGUUGUGCCAACAUGGCUGAUCAUUGGACCUGCUAUGGUAUUUCAAUACAUAUUCUGGUUCCUUACUUGCGGUACAAGAUUGGCCCCGGGAAUGCAGCCUUGGGCUGUCAAGAUGUUCGCUCGCCCAAACACUAUCUCGAUUGAGAAAGCUAGAAGAGUGCUUGGCUAUGAGCCUGCUGAUGAUUUGGAUGAGACUAUUCUUGCUGCUGUUGCCUGGUGUAAGGUCGCGAUGGCAGAGACAGCCCCUUAG
Molecule: messenger RNA, 1116 nt
Organism: Glarea lozoyensis ATCC 20868
Lineage: Eukaryota; Fungi; Ascomycota; Leotiomycetes; Helotiales; Helotiaceae
Product: NAD(P)-binding Rossmann-fold containing protein
Exons: 1
Coding region: 1-1116 (371 amino acids)
Biological process (GO): steroid biosynthetic process
Molecular function (GO): 3-beta-hydroxy-Delta5-steroid dehydrogenase (NAD+) activity
Source: RefSeq, a predicted model, not a curated record